Messenger RNA from Microtus oregoni (creeping vole), 4710 nucleotides. RefSeq names its product collagen alpha-5(IV) chain-like. The record is from RefSeq and is a predicted model, not a curated record. Gene Ontology annotation, cellular component: collagen trimer; basement membrane. NCBI's taxonomy places the organism in Eukaryota, Metazoa, Chordata, Mammalia, Rodentia, Cricetidae. Gene Ontology annotation, molecular function: extracellular matrix structural constituent.
AUGCAAGUGCCUGAAGUGUGCCUGGCCGCCGGCUGGCUCUUGCUGGCCCUGUGUCUGUGGGAGCAGCCCGCAGAGGCUGCGGCCUGCCACGGAUGUUCUCCUGGAUCAAAAUGUGAGUGCAGUGGUAUAAAGGGGGAAAAGGGAGAACGAGGAUUUCCAGGUUUGGAAGGCCAUCCAGGUCUGCCAGGAUUUCCAGGUCCAGAAGGACCUCCAGGACCUCGGGGACAAAAGGGUGAUGAUGGAAUUCCCGGGCCAGCAGGACCAAAAGGAAUCAGGGGUCCUCCUGGACUUCCAGGAUUUCCGGGGACACCAGGUCUUCCGGGAAUGCCAGGCCAUGAUGGAGCUCCAGGACCUCAAGGUAUCCCUGGAUGCAACGGAACAAAGGGAGAGCGUGGAUUUCCAGGCAGUCCUGGGUUUCCUGGCUUACAAGGUCCUCCAGGACCUCCUGGGAUCCCAGGUAUGAAGGGGGAACCAGGUAGUAUAAUCAUGACAUCACUGCCAGGUCCAAAGGGUGAUCAAGGAUACCCAGGUCCUCCUGGAAUACAAGGUCCACCUGGUCCCAAGGGUAUAUCAGGGCCAAGUGGUCCUCCAGGACAACCAGGCUUAAUGGGCCCUCCUGGUCCACCAGGCCCACCAGGACCAAAGGGGAAUAUGGGCUUAAAUUUCCAGGGACCCAAAGGUGAAAAAGGUGAACAAGGUCUUCAGGGCCCACCGGGUCCACCUGGACAGAUCGGUGAACAGAAAAGACCAAUUGAUGUAGAAUUUCAGAAAGGAGAUCAGGGAGUUCCUGGUGAUAGAGGACCUCCUGGACCUCCAGGAAUACCUGGUCCUCCAGGUCCUCCAGGUGGUGUGAAAGGUGAAAAGGGUGAGCCAGGAGAGCCAGGCAAAAGAGGUAAACCAGGCAAAGAUGGAGAGACUGGCCAACCGGGAAUCCCAGGUUUGCCUGGUGAUCCUGGUUACCCUGGUGAACCAGGAAGGAAUGGUGAAAAGGGCCAAAAGGGUGAUAUUGGCCCACCUGGACCUCCUGGACUAGUAAUUCCUAGACCUGACACUGGUGUGACCGUGGGAGAAAAAGGAAAUAUUGGGUUACCUGGUUUGCCUGGAGUAAAAGGAGAGCGAGGAUUUCCUGGAAUACAAGGGCCACCUGGCUUUCCUGGACCUCCAGGGACAGCAGUCAUGGGUCCUCCUGGUCCUCCUGGAUAUCCUGGAGAAAGAGGCCAAAAAGGUGAUGAAGGUCCCCCUGGAAUUUGUAUUCCUGGAUCUCCAGGACUUGAUGGACAGCCUGGGAUUCCUGGACUUCCAGGGCCUCCUGGUCCUCCCGGCCCUCAUUUGCCAUCCCGUGAUGAGAUAUGUAAAGAAGGCCCUCCAGGCCCCCCAGGAUCUCCAGGUGAUAAAGGACUCCAAGGAGAGCAAGGAGCAAAAGGUGACAAAGGUGACACCUGCUUCAACUGUAUUGGGACUGGCAUUUCAGGGCCUCCAGGCCAACCCGGUUUGCCAGGUCUCCCAGGUCCUCCAGGAUCUCUUGGAGUCCCUGGAGAGAAGGGUGAAAAAGGAAAUGCUGGAAUGACUGGUCCAAAAGGAUUACCAGGAAUACCUGGACUUCCAGGUGCUCCAGGCUUUCCAGGAUCUAAAGGUGACCCUGGCGACGUCCUCACUCUUCCGGGAAUGAAAGGUGACAAAGGAGACUUGGGUUCCCCUGGAGCUCCAGGGCUUCCUGGUCUACCUGGGACUCCUGGAAAGGAUGGAUUGCGAGGACUCCCUGGCCCCAAAGGAGAGCCUGGUGGAAUUGCUUUUAAGGGUGAAAGAGGUCCUCCUGGAGACCCAGGUUUGCCAGGUCUCCCAGGAAAUAUGGGACCUAUGGGCCCUGUUGGCUUUGGACCCCCAGGCCCUAUAGGUGAAAAAGGCAUACAAGGUGUGGCAGGAAAUCCAGGUCAGCCAGGAUUACCAGGUCCUAAAGGGGAUCCAGGCCAGACCAUAACCCAGCCAGGGAAGCCUGGCCUGCCAGGUAAUCCAGGCAGAGAUGGUGAAGUGGGUCUUCCAGGUGAUCCUGGACUUCCAGGCCAACCAGGUCUGCCAGGAAUACCUGGUAGCAAAGGAGAACCAGGUAUCCCUGGGAUUGGGCUUCUUGGACCUCCAGGUCCCAAAGGUUUCCCAGGAAUUCCGGGACCUCCAGGAGCACCUGGAACACCUGGAAGAAUGGGUCCAGAUGGCCCACCUGGGUCACCAGGCUUUCCAGGACCAAAGGGAGAGCCAGGAUUUGGGUUACCUGGGCCACCUGGGCCACCAGGAUUCCCAGGUUUCAAAGGAACACCUGGUCCAAAAGGUGAUCGUGGUUUUCCAGGACCUCCAGGUCCUCCAGGACGCACUGGCUUGGAUGGGCUACCUGGACCAAAAGGUGAUGUUGGAUCAAAUGGACAGCCUGGCCCAAUAGGGCCUCCUGGACUGCCAGGAAUUGGUAUUCAGGGACCACCAGGACUACCAGGAACUCCAGGGCCAAUCGGCCAACCUGGCUUAAAUGGAAUACCAGGAGAGAAGGGAGAUCCAGGACCUCCGGGGUUUGAUGUUCCAGGACCACCAGGAGACAGAGGUAGUCCAGGGCCCCCUGGAAUCCCUGGCCUCAUAGGACCUCCAGGAUCACCCGGUCUCCCAGGAAAAGCAGGUGUUCCUGGAUUUCCAGGUGCCAAAGGAGAAAUAGGUAUGAUGGGACUUCCGGGCCCACCAGGACCUUUGGGAAUUCCCGGCAGAAGUGGUGCUCCUGGUAUUAAAGGUGAUGAUGGCAUGCAAGGUCAACCAGGUCUUCCGGGCCCCGCAGGAGAAAAAGGUGGUAAAGGAGAACCUGGCCUUCCAGGUCCUCCUGGACCAAUGGAUCCAGAUUUCCUGGGUUCAAAAGGAGAGAAGGGUGAGCCUGGCUUACCAGGUGUUCCUGGACUUUCAGGACCAAAAGGCUACCAGGGUUUGCCUGGAGACCCAGGGCAACCUAAACUGACUGGACAACCCGGAUCGCCAGGACUACCAGGUCCCAAGGGUGACCCUGGUCUCCCUGGUCCACCGGGACUUACAGGGCCUCCUGGACUUAAAGGAAACAUUGGUGACAUGGGAUUUCCUGGCCCUCAAGGUGUGGAUGGGCCCCCUGGACCUCCUGGAGUUCCUGGACAACCAGGCUCUCCAGGGUUACCUGGCCAGAAAGGAAGUAAAGGAGAUCCAGGUGUUUCAGGCAUUGGUCUUCCCGGUCUUCCUGGUCCAAAGGGUGAACCUGGUCAGCCUGGAUAUCCAGGAAACCCAGGUAUCAAAGGUUCUGUGGGAGAUAUUGGCCUGCCUGGAUUACCAGGAAGCCCUGGAGCGAAAGGGCAGCCAGGACUGCCUGGAUUCCCAGGAACCCCAGGGCUUCCUGGACCAAAAGGUAUGAGUGGUCCUCCUGGUAACCCUGGCCUCCCAGGAGAGCCUGGUCCUGUAGGUGGUGGAGGGCCUCCUGGGCCACCAGGACCUCCUGGUGAAAAAGGCAAGCCAGGUCAAGAUGGCAUUCCUGGACCAGCAGGACAGAAGGGAGAACCAGGUCAACCAGGCUUUGGAAUCCCAGGACCUCCUGGACUCCCAGGACUUUCUGGUCAAAAGGGUGAUGGAGGAUUACUUGGCAUUCCAGGAAAUCCUGGUCUUCCAGGUUCAAAGGGUGAACCAGGCUUUCAGGGAUUCCCUGGUAUGCCAGGUCCCCCAGGUCCUCCUGGUUCUCCUGGUCCGGCUUUGGAAGGUCCAAAAGGAACCCCUGGGCCUCAAGGCCCUCCUGGGAGACCAGGUCCUCCAGGUUUCCAAGGUCUACCAGGUUCAGAAGGCCCCCGUGGUCCCCCUGGAAAUGGAGCUAUUAAAGGAGAGAGGGGAAACCCAGGCCCACCUGGGCAACCCGGCUUACCUGGUUUGAAAGGAGAUCAAGGACCACCAGGACUCCCGGGUAAUCCUGGCCGGCCAGGUCUCAAUGGAAUGAAAGGAGAUCCUGGUCUCCCUGGUGUUCCAGGAUUCCCAGGAAUGAAAGGGCCCAUUGGAAUACCAGGCUCAACUGGCCCUGAUGGGGAACCAGGCCUUACCGGGCCCCCAGGUCCUCCCGGGUUACCUGGUCCUUCAGGACAGAGCAUUAUAAUCAAAGGAGAUGCUGGUCCUCCAGGGGUUCCUGGCCAACCUGGAUUAAAAGGUCCACCAGGAUUUCCAGGCCCUCCAGGCUUACCAGGUCCAAUUGGCCCUCCAGGAGAUCCAGGGCGCAAUGGGCUCCCAGGCUUUGACGGUGCAGGAGGGCGCAAAGGAGACCCAGGUCUGCCUGGACAGCCAGGUAUGCGUGGAUUGGAUGGUCCCCCAGGACCAGAUGGAUUGCAAGGACCUCCAGGUCCCCCUGGAACCACCUCAGUUGCCCAUGGAUUCCUCAUCACACGCCACAGUCAGACAACAGAUGCCCCACAAUGCCCACAGGGAACAGUGCAUAUCUAUGAUGGCUUUUCUCUCCUGUAUGUACAAGGAAAUAAAAGAGCCCACGGUCAAGACUUGGGAACCGCUGGCAGCUGCCUUCGUCGAUUCAGUACCAUGCCUUUCAUGUUCUGCAACAUUAACAAUGUUUGUAACUUUGCUUCAAGAAAUGACUAUUCUUACUGGCUUUCCACCCCAGAGCCCAUGCCAAUGAGCAUGGAACCCCUGAAGGGUCAGAGCAUCCAGCCAUUCAUUAGUCGGUAA